Molecule: messenger RNA, 570 nt
Organism: Acyrthosiphon pisum (pea aphid)
Lineage: Eukaryota; Metazoa; Arthropoda; Insecta; Hemiptera; Aphididae
Gene: cpx
Product: synaptic transmission protein complexin
Biological process (GO): synaptic vesicle exocytosis; regulation of neurotransmitter secretion; neurotransmitter transport
Cellular component (GO): terminal bouton; SNARE complex
Molecular function (GO): syntaxin binding
Source: RefSeq, marked provisional
AUAAUAAUAUUAUAUUGUUUUUUCUCCUGCAGACGACGACGACGACGCUUAACAGAUUAUUUUAUCUUUUGUUACAGAAGCAUUGAAGCAUAAUGGCGGCUUUUGUGGCGAAGCAAGUGGUCGGAAACAAAUUAAACGCCGUAAAAGGGGCAGUGGGCGAUGGCGGUGAAUCAGCCGAGGACAAAGAGAAAAACGCAGAAGCAGAGAGGGAACGUUUGGAGGCGAUCCGGGAGGCCGAAGAAAGACGCAAAGAGAAACACCGCAAAAUGGAGGAAGAGCGGGAGAAAAUGAGACAAGAAAUCCGAGAUAAGUACAACAUCAAGAAGAAAGAAGAAUUACCCGAACCGGUACAAGAGGAGCCCGCCAAUCCGUUGAUGCGCAAAAAGAAAACGCCCGAAGAGUUGGCCAAAGAGGCAGAAAUGGAAGAAGAGGACGAAUUUACGAAGUUGAAGAAUACCAUCGAGACACAAGUAAACGAACUCAAGUCUCAAAUCGAGAGCAAGUGCAGCCUCCAAUGAGGUGUGUUAAAAAACAAUGCGGAACAAAUAUGAUAACCUAUGCAAAAAAAAA